Messenger RNA from Ziziphus jujuba (common jujube), 1907 nucleotides. RefSeq names its product inositol-tetrakisphosphate 1-kinase 1. NCBI's taxonomy places the organism in Eukaryota, Viridiplantae, Streptophyta, Magnoliopsida, Rosales, Rhamnaceae. Gene Ontology annotation, molecular function: inositol-1,3,4-trisphosphate 5-kinase activity; magnesium ion binding; ATP binding. Gene Ontology annotation, cellular component: cytoplasm. Gene Ontology annotation, biological process: inositol trisphosphate metabolic process. The transcript has a single exon. Bases 345 to 1469 code for a protein of 374 amino acids. The record is from RefSeq and is a predicted model, not a curated record.
UUCUCUCUCCAUCACCACCUUAUUCUCUCUCUCUCUCUCUCUCUGCAACAAAAUUAAAAAAAUAAAAUAAAAUACAUUUUUUUUCCCGAUUUUUUCGAAGCUCGAAACGACAAGGGAAAAAAAAAAAAAAAAAAAAUGGAGGCUCAAACCCAAUUAGGGUAUCGGAUUUUUGGAUUCUGAGUAUGCGGGAGACUAAAAAAAAUUCUUUGAACGAUUUGAUGGUUGCUUAUGAGCGUUUUGGUUAGCAUUUUUGUAGGAUUCAUUGUGGUGGUCGAAGAAGAAGUAGAAGAAGAAGAAGAAGAAGAAGAAGAAGAAGGGGUGGUUCGGAAAGUGUGGAACAAACAAUGGCGGAGACGAGGUUCGGCGUGGGCUACGCGCUGGCGCCGAAGAAGCAGCAGAGCUUCAUUCAGGAAUCGUUGGUGAGUACGGCGAGGUCACGUGGAGUCGAUCUCGUACGGAUCGACAUGGAGAGACCCCUGGUGGAUCAGGGACCGUUCGAUUGCGUAAUUCACAAGCUGUACGGUAAGGAUUGGAGACGGCAGUUGCAGGAGUUUAGGGAUAGGAACCCUAAUGCCGUGAUCAUCGAUUCGCCGGAGGCGAUCGAGCGGCUCCACAACCGGAUUUCCAUGCUUCAGGUUGUGUCGGAGCUGAAAAUGGAGCACCAGGACGAGACGUUUGGGAUUCCGAAGCAGAUUGUGAUAUACGACAAGGAGACUCUGUUUGAUCGACAGGCUUGGGAGGGUCUCAAAUUUCCGGUGAUUGCCAAGCCUCUCGUCGCCGACGGCAGCGCAAAAUCUCACAAAAUGGCGCUCGUAUUCAACCACGACGGCCUCAACAAGCUCAAGCCUCCGAUUGUCUUGCAGGAGUUUGUGAACCAUGGAGGAGUAAUUUUCAAGGUCUAUGUGGUUGGAGAGUAUGUCAAAUGCGUCAAGAGGAAAUCUCUGCCAGACGUCUCGGAGGAAGAGAAAUUGGGGAGCUUGGACGGUUUGAUGUCGUUCUCGCAGGUCUCAAAUCUGGCCACCAAUGAGAGGAUUGACGAUAAGUACUACAAGAUGAUGCAUUUGGCAGAUACAGAGAUGCCUCCGCAGAGCUUCAUUACCGACAUCGCAAAGGGUCUGCGGCGAGCGAUGAAUCUGAACCUGUUUAACUUCGAUGUCAUUCGGGAUGCGAGGUUUGGGAACCGGUAUCUUAUAAUUGACAUUAACUAUUUUCCUGGGUACGCCAAAAUGCCGGGUUAUGAGACUAUCUUGACGGAUUUCUUCUGUGAUAUAGUGCACAAGAAAGAGCAAAAGGAGGCCGCAAAGGUUUCGGAGGAGACCGAUGGUUUGGAGAAGAGUGGCUUGGAAAGGCGUAGUUGCGACCAAGAAGUGAGAAAACUGGUAAGCAAUACUUGCUGCAGUGAUGGGGAAGAUGGGGGUCUCCCUGUUUCACCUCUUAGCAGGGAAGAGGAGAACCCAAUUCAAGUAUGAAUAAAGGGCGUAUGAAUAUACCCAUGAAUUGAGUUAACUUUGUGAGGGCAUGUUCAUUCCUUGGUUGGUGGAUUUGGGUCAUCAGAAUUUGCUCAAGCAGUUUGGCCUUUUUCCACCGAUUAUUUUGGAAUUGAAGCGAGUUGCACAAUUGGUUUAGAUAGCAGAGAUGGUACAGUGCUGAAACUGAGUAGGUUUGUUCUUGGCUUUAGUUUAACUUCUUGACAGCAUUAGAUGGUGAUUCAUUGUUGAUGAUGUAUAUUCCAUCCACCGUUGCUCUGGAGAAUAGGUACUUUCCAAAAUACUUCGAAGUUUUAGGAAAGCCAAGUUGUAUGUUGAGGCUUAAAAGUCUUUCCUUGCUUAGAAACUGUUCUAGUUUGUGUCAUUGGCACUUUUAGUGAAUGGAUUUUGCCAUUUUGUCAAUGGUAGUUUCAUUUUUAA